Molecule: messenger RNA, 655 nt
Organism: Bradysia coprophila
Lineage: Eukaryota; Metazoa; Arthropoda; Insecta; Diptera; Sciaridae
Cellular component (GO): mitochondrion
Molecular function (GO): 2 iron, 2 sulfur cluster binding
Source: RefSeq, a predicted model, not a curated record
UACUGUCAGGUCUGUCACUCCAGUUAUAACCAAGAAGAAGUGUUGUUCCUUUCGAUUAAAUUUAAUUUUCCGAUUUUAAAAUGGUGCUAGUAACUCCAACUUCGUCAAUACUGUUGAAAUGGAAUAGUGUGAGGCGAUUCAAUUUACUUCCCCUAUCAAAUAUCCUUCGCUCUCAAUAUUCGUCUGUCAAGGAACCGACAGACCAGCCAGAUAUUGUGGUUCCGAAGAAUCCACUGGAACCGUUUCAGACAGCUCAUCUGCAAGCCGAAAACGGUGCUAUUUACGAUAAGAAACCCUGGAAAUUAACUCUCGAAGCAGGCAAACGGUACUCGUGGUGUCUGUGCGGAAAAUCGAAAAAUCAACCGAUUUGCGAUGGAACUCACAAGAAUACCUUCCUGAAAAUAAAAUUGAGACCUAUUCGAUUUCAAGUGGAGAAAACGGGCGAUUACUGGCUGUGCAAUUGCAAACACACGAAGAACCGACCUUUCUGCGAUGGAACCCACAAGUUGCCAGAAAUACAAUCUGCUACAGCUGCUGUAAAAUAAAAAUUAUUUCACACACUGCAAGUGGUGUCGGUGUUGCUCGUUUCGCAUUUGUUAAAAUAGGAUUUAGGAUUGAAAUAAAUGAAAUCAAAGAAAUUGUGUUGGUCUCAUCG